AUGGGCUGUCUCAACUCAAAAGCAGUUGCAGAGAAAUCCAAGACCCCGGCCGGGACAGGGUCUGACCGCCGCUACGGGAACACCGCAGGUAAAGGCCAGGACAAAAAUAAGGCCAUCACGAACGAUAAGGCGCCAAAGGCGACUGCAAACGCCGCCGCGCAGGAAGCCAAGGGAGAUGGAAAGGCCGGUGAAGCAGACGCCGCGAAGACGACGCAGGUGGCGGCGGAGCAGUUCCUGCGGUCGAUUUUGGAAGGCACAGAGCACUUCAUCACGGGUCUGCCCGACACGCAAGCGGUCAAGCAGGUCGUCACGCUGACCUUCACCAACUCCUGCGCGGAGGUGACGCGUACGAAGUUUCGCAUGAAGCUGGAUGCGAUUACCGACCUCAUUGCCUCUCUAGCGCUGCAGCUCAAACUGCCGCUGAUUGAGGCGUCGGUCGCGUUGGUGGAGGAGCGCGCCAUGGACGACGGCUUCUCGCGCAUUCUGCUCGCGUGGUUCUCCAACAACCCGACGUAUGCCAAGAAGAUCCCCAUGGCAGCCGGGCAGGCGGUGCUCGACACGUUGUACAUUCGCUAUGUUGUUAAUAAAGCCGUCUCCUUCGAGGACAUCCUAGCCUACUACCUUCGCUGGAUCUCCGCCAACGAGGCCGCGUUUGAGCUAUUUAACAAGUUCACCGAUGGGAAGGAGCUGAUGUCGACGGAGCAGUUGAGCAGGUUUCUGCGCGAGACGCAGCUUAUCGAGGUCACAGACCGGCAGAUUGUGGAAAAGUUCAAGUACCGCUUUGGCGGUGGCGUCCACAAGUACAACUUUGGCGGCUACAACAGCAGCGUGCUCACGAACAACGCCAUUGACCCGUCGAGGACGUCGAAUGUGUGGCAGGACAUGACGCAGUCCUUCACCCAUUACAUGGUCUCGUGCGCACGCAUUGAGACGGAGGAGGACAUGAAGCGCGUGGUGGCGGACGGCACUCGGGCUCUGGUUCUAAACAUCAAGAAAGCCGCCGAUGGAAAGCUGACGGUGGGCUCGUGCGAGUUCCGCGCUAUCCUGGAAAGCGUAAAGAAGAACUGUUUUGUCACGAACACCUAUCCAAUCGUCCUCUGCCUCUCCCCCAAUGCGCCGAUGCCGCUGAACGUGCAGGACGAGGUAGCACAGCAAAUAAACGAGAUUCUUGAAUCCAUCGUGGCGGAAGGACUCAUGUUUGAGGGGGCGAUGAUCAACGACCCGAAGUUUAGCCCCGGCGCGCUGCGCAAGAAGGUGCUCAUUAUGAGCUAUCAGAGCCGCCUGAAGCCGUUCAUCGGAUUCUUGGUGGCGGAUAUGAACAAGGACGGCCUCGGUGUCCGCGUCACCGAUGUGAUGGAAUACACACCGGCGGCGAAGGGCGGCGUGCUCAAGGAUGACUGGCUCACACACAUCAAUGGGCAGCCCAUCCAGAACAAACUGCACCUCCGCGAGUGCCUUGGGAAGCUCAAGGUGGGGGAUGAGUUCACGGUGCGCCGCGAGAACCUGGACGAGAUCAAGAUUGUUGUGGGCGGCGCCAUCGAUCCGCAGGACACGACGGCCUCGGCGGCCCUCUCUAGCAUCACCUUCUUCAAGUACUCGGAUGGCACGGACCCGAAGCCGUGGGACACGGAGCGCGUCCCGGCGUCGAGCCUUGCAACAGUCAAGCUGACGCGAAAAGACCUCGCCACCCACUUUGCGUUCUGCACCAUCAACUCCAACCAGAUCACCAAAGAGAUGCCAGACCCAGAGGGGCUGGCUGCGCAACUGGGCAUUGAAUUUGUCGACAUCGACAACACCGAGCGGUGCCUGUCGUGGGGGCGCGGUCGCUUCUGCGACAAUGGGCGCUGCGGCUACCUUUUGAAGACUGACGUUGACAGUGCCAAGUGUCCUGAUUUGACGAUCAACGUCAUCUGCGGUCCGCGCCUCUUCAACUGUGCCCCUGUGUCCGCAGUGAAGACGACGGUGCACGGCAGUGGCGAGGCCCGGGUGAGUGGUAGUCAGGUGUCCUUCACCGAAUGCAACCAGGCCACGAUUGCCGUAGUCACUAUGACGUUCGAGAUCAACGGUGCGGAGCGCUCUUUCACCUCGUCCUUCUGCCCUGGUCUGCUUCGUCCGGGCUACCGCGCCCUACCCACCAUCCCCAGCGGGGAGGAGCGCGCCGCCAAGCCGCAGAUUCACAGUGUCUACUGCUUUAUCAAGUAA
This is a messenger RNA of Leptomonas pyrrhocoris, 2202 nucleotides long. RefSeq lists its product as hypothetical. The record is from RefSeq and is a predicted model, not a curated record. Bases 1 to 2202 code for a protein of 733 amino acids. Gene Ontology annotation, biological process: lipid metabolic process; phosphatidylinositol-mediated signaling. Lineage: Eukaryota; Euglenozoa; Kinetoplastea; Trypanosomatida; Trypanosomatidae. Gene Ontology annotation, molecular function: protein binding; phosphatidylinositol-4,5-bisphosphate phospholipase C activity. The transcript has a single exon.